UGAAAAUGACAAAGAGUCUAAAGACGCAUCCAUAUAGAGCAGGAGAAGUGCAGUGCAUAAUAUUUUUAGAUGUAGAUCGUAGUGUCAUCUGCUUAUUUAUUAAUCCAAAACGCGUACUUAUAAGAGGUUAUAGUAGUGCGAGUAAUAUGCAGAACAACCCCCAGGAGCUUUCAUGGCAGGCGAUUCAGGCUAUCGUGGGGGUGAAACUUCCUCCUAACGUGCUGCGAUUCGAUGAUAUUGGUUUCCACCUCGUCAAAAAUUCGGUUUCUAGUGCCGAAGACUCCGAUUCAGAUGUGGAAAUCGUCGAAAAUGACUGGGAGUCCGACAACAACGCGUCUUCACGUCCAGACCACUCGGACAAUGAAAAGAUGUCCCCGGAGCGGGCGCCGAGCGAGUCGCCGGUUCUACAUCUCGUAGAGCCCGACAAUAACAAUUUGACCAAAGACUCAUUAGAUUUUAGGAAUUUUUUAGAGAAAAUGGAUACCAAAGAAGUUUCUGAAGGUGAUCAAGGGUCCCAGGUGCAAAAUGACGACGCCGAUAGUUCUAAUGGGAAUGUAAUGUCAAUAGAAAACUACUUGGAGGUCACCCUGUCUACCGAUUCUGAGGCUAGUCAUAUGUGUAGCCAAUGCAACCAGAUGUUUCCCAGUGAACAGCUGCUAUCAGCACACCAGUGUAGUGCCAAACCCACCGAAGAAAAGAAAUAUCCAUGUCAUGUGUGCGCAGAAAAAUUUCCUAGUUACUGGGAGCUAAGAAAACACAUGAACAGUCACUUCCCUGGGAUGCUGGACUCAAAAUCUAGUUUCUGCCACCUCUGUCAGAAGGACUACACCAAAACAGGUUUCAUGAACCAUCUGCGCAAGCAUACCGGUGAGAGACCAUUUGUCUGUGAACUCUGUCACAAAGCAUUCUCACAGUCUAGCUCACUCUCUAUACACAUGAAGUUCCAUCUGAAUGUGCGCAAACAUGCAUGCACAGUAUGCGAGAAAAAGUUUGUAACUAAGAGUGAACUGUCUCGGCAUAUGACUGUGCAUACGAAACAGAAGUCUUAUUAUUGUGGAGUUUGCGAUAAAGCUUUUACCCGCUCUGACAAUAUGAAAAAACAUGAGAAAACCCAUGGGUGAUUAUGUAUACUAUGGUUUUGAACUGUAUUAUGCAUCUGUUCUGGUAGAAGACUUUCAUAUUUUCUGGUAUAUUUCCAAGCCUAUACCUCUUAAAGUUAAAAUACCUUGAAGGAUGCAUUUUACAGACAAUUUUCCCAUUCUCUAAUUGCCAAAAACUUAGUCAAGUAUGUUUGUUUAUUUAUAAUUUGCAUUGUUUUAUACCAAAUUAAAAAAUCAUGAUCUAGUUCAUAAUUUAGUCAUUAUGGUGUGUUUAUGCGAGUGUCCUCACUCUGGUGUGCUGCUGUAGUUGCUUUUGUUUAGGUUAAGGACUUGAUUAUUUAUGCGAUUUAUAUAUGCAUGUUUGGGAUACUUUAGUUUAUUAGGAAAAUGCCUUUACAGGUGCUCUAUAAUAAGGUCACACAUAUCUCAAUCCAAAGUUGCCUUUUAGAUAUGAUAAAGUGAUAUUAACUUGUGGGUAAUAUAGGUCAAAUGUCCAAAGAUUCCGAUAGCCGUCAGCCUAAUGUUUGCUUAAGAUAGCUCAGGCCUAUUGUGAAAUGGGGUCAACAGCACUAAUCAUUGUUCCUGUGUCUCUGAAAGAGCUUUAAAUCUUUAUAUAUUUUGUACAUUUUCUAGAAGGUAAUUAAAAUAUCACUUUGUAAAGGACUCCCAUGCCAAAAUUUAGAUAAGUGUUUUUAUAAGUGACUCUUGUGUCUGUGUUGUAACCAAAGCAAUAAUAUUUUUAAUGUGCCUAUUCUAUGCAUAUGAAUACCUUUUGUAAGGACAAUACCAAAUAAUUUCUUAGAAUAUAUUUAUACAUUAAUGGAUAACAAUAUUUACCACAGAAAAUCAUUAAUUUGUAAUUUUAACCAAUGUAUUAAUUAAAGGGGGAUGAGUUUGCUAAAUGAAUGUUAAUGAGAGAAAAAUAUUGUAAUGUUAUCCCUUUCAAAUGGUCUCAAGUAAUUGUAUUAAUGUAAGCCAAGUGAACAAGUAGAAUGUUUAAAAAUAGUUGGCUAAUUUUUACCAGUUGGUAUAAUUAAAUUGACUGUCAAAGAAACAAGCAUCACAAAAUUAUGAUUUCACUGACUAUGUAAGUACUUGUGGGCACACAUUGGCUAGAAGUAUUUAUAAAAGGGUUGUUUUUACAAAUAUUGUCAUUCAAAUCCUUUUGCUACAUAAAACUUGCCUUCAAGCACCAAAUAGAUAUUUAAAUGAAAUCCCAAAGAUAUUAGGUAUGUAGUUAUUUUUACAAUUGGCUAUAAAACCAAAGCAUUAUAUAUUUGUGCCACUCUUUCAAUUAACUGGUUGUCAAUAUCUUAUAAUUAAUUAAGAGAAAAGCGGUGGUUUAAUUAGGCGUAUAGAUUUACUAUAUUUUAAUAUAUUUAUUGUAUUUAGAUGUUUAACUGCAUGACUUGUUUAUAGAAUAAGGAUUUAAAAUUGAGCCAAGUGGAAAAUACACAAAAUCUACAAGACUGACAAUAAUAUUCAGAGUAGAUAUUAACUGUGCACAAAUAUUUUAUUUAUUGAUGCGACAUCAAUGCGCUGCGAGCGCGAAUGCACCUUGUUGUAGACUCAACAUGACAAUUAGAAAUAAGAUCCGUUUGAUAUGAAUUAUAAAACUGUUUUAUUGAAAAUGUAAUAAUCUUCGAUUUUAUUAAAGAGUUGUUUGUUUCAAA
Cydia splendana is the source of this 2773-nucleotide messenger RNA. RefSeq names its product protein FRA10AC1 homolog. Gene Ontology annotation, cellular component: nucleus. The transcript is spliced from 2 exons. The coding region runs from base 6 to 1121 and encodes 371 amino acids. Gene Ontology annotation, molecular function: RNA polymerase II cis-regulatory region sequence-specific DNA binding; DNA-binding transcription factor activity, RNA polymerase II-specific. Lineage: Eukaryota; Metazoa; Arthropoda; Insecta; Lepidoptera; Tortricidae. Gene Ontology annotation, biological process: regulation of transcription by RNA polymerase II. The record is from RefSeq and is a predicted model, not a curated record.